AUGAAUUUGUCGGUGACGGGAAUAGUGUAUGGAUUUCUCUUUGUAAUUGCAUAUAUCUUUCUCCCGUUCUUUCAAGCCCAUUUGUCACCGGACCCUUUGCACCGAUACGCAUUUUGGUAUUUGUAUGACACAUUGAGUUACCCAUUAUUAUCGAUCUUUGUUUUAAGUAUAUUGGGCGUUCUUAGUCUUGUCCAUGGAAGUACACAGUGGAAGGCAGUCACGUCAGGGAUCUACGAAAACUUGACGCUGACAUUCCACGAGAGAUAUUUAGUACUUGUCAUAUUGGUGUUGUCAAGUGUUGGUGUUUCAUUUCUACUUGUGACGUUUCCGAAGGCGAUCUGUUAUUUUGUCCACAAUUUGUUUGGGUCGACUCCUGUUAGUGUGAAGGCAAGUGCAAUCCAAGACCAAAUCAAUGCAAUCAAAAAGAGACAAAAAGUGUUGAAAACGGAAGAAGCGUUCAACCAUCUGACUAUGGACGAAAAAGUCGAGUCGACACAAAACGACGAGAAAAUCGAGAAACUCAAAGUCGACUUCCGAAAUGUCAUGAAGACACGAAAACGACAAGAGUUUCUUCAAACACUUGGUAUACUCUUAGGUGUUCUAUUAAGUCUUGCAACUGUAUCUUUAGCUGUGUGUUUGACGGUUGAGUCUGUUGUAAUCGGGAAGAAGAGUGUGUGUGGAGCCUUAUGUGGAUUUUAUGUGAACGAGCGUGGUAUUCUCGACGACGUCAUUAAAAUGUUUGGGGUAUUUUCACCGGUCAUUUUAACACUCUUAUGGCUCAUAGUCGCAUUUUUUCAUGUUGUUGGUGUUUUUUGUAAAGUAGAAGAUACGGGAAGAGUCAAACUUCAAUUAUUAACACUUCGGAAGAGAGAAUAUCAUUUGUGGGUUAAAAUGUUCAUGUGUAUGUUAAUAGGGUUUGGUGGUAUUAGUUUAUUAAUUCAUGUGAUAUCACCUAACGUCUAUUUGAACACUGAGGUGAACAUCUUCAUCAUCGGAAAAUUGCACUUCCCACUGUUCGGACUCUUCGUGAGUAUUUUAAGGUGGGUGCUCCUCUUCGACUUAUUUGGGUCUGUUGUGUAUGCAUUCUUGUAUUACAAAUCAACGGAAGAAGCAACGACGAUGGACGACCAAGUCAUUCCAUUUUACUUGAGAUAA
Messenger RNA from Entamoeba invadens IP1, 1155 nucleotides. RefSeq lists its product as hypothetical. Lineage: Eukaryota; Evosea; Mastigamoebida; Endamoebidae. The transcript is spliced from 2 exons. Bases 1 to 1155 code for a protein of 384 amino acids. The record is from RefSeq and is a predicted model, not a curated record.